Molecule: messenger RNA, 1896 nt
Organism: Branchiostoma belcheri (Belcher's lancelet)
Lineage: Eukaryota; Metazoa; Chordata; Leptocardii; Amphioxiformes; Branchiostomatidae
Product: cytidine monophosphate-N-acetylneuraminic acid hydroxylase-like
Exons: 15
Coding region: 1-1896 (631 amino acids)
Molecular function (GO): 2 iron, 2 sulfur cluster binding
Source: RefSeq, a predicted model, not a curated record
AUGGAGCAGCGGAGCGUGGAGGUGUUAAGGUUAACUACCGGAGAAACCGCCGCCCUGGUGACAGGGGUUAACCUGAUCCGUAGGGAAAAAGGCAACAACUAUAUCAUUUACAAGGACCCAAGGAACUCCGAGGAACCGUACAAGGCUUGCCGCAACAUCUGCAAGCAUCAAGGUGGAACGUUUGUGAAAGAUGUGGAGGAUUCAACUAGUGGUACUCUGCGAUGCACCAAGCACGGCUGGAAGCUGGACCCUUCUACUAUGAAAUACGUCAACCCACCGGACAGCUUCAUUCAGGAGAAGUUAGUUCCGGAGGUAGAUGAGGAUGGGAGGUUAUCCUUGGUGGAGCUGAGCCCGCCCGAACCUUGGGACAACGACGCGAGGCCUCCUCAGACUGUACAACCCGGGGAAGUGCAGUUGACGUUUUUCGCGCAUGCGUGUAUGGAGCUGAAGCUGGGAGACAAGACGAUGUUUUUCGACCCAUGGCUGACCGGACCCGCCUUCGCCAGGGGGUGGUGGCUUCUGCACGAACCGCCCGCUGAUUGGCUGGAGAGGCUGUCACGUGCUGACCUCAUUUACAUCAGUCACGUCCACUCGGACCAUCUCAGCUACCCGACUCUAGCACUGCUGUCGGAAAGGAACCCAAACAUCCCGAUCUAUGUUGGAGACACGGCUAUGCCGGUCUUCUGUAAGCUGCAGCAGAGCGGGGUCAAAAUGAACAACAUCCACGUCUGCAGUUUUGGUGUGUGGCAAGAGAUUAAUGCUGACCUCCGUUUUAUGAUCCUGAUGGACGGAGUACAUCCUGACAUGGACACCUGCAUCCUGGUGGACUACAAGGGCCACCUAAUCCUGAACACCGUGGACUGCACACAGCCCAAUGGCGGACGGCUGCCAAAGAAUGUGGACAUCAUGAUGAGUGACUUCGCGGGGGGUGCAUCCGGGUUCCCUAUGACCUUCAGUGGAGGACGUUACACGGAUGAAUGGAAGGCAAAGUUCAUCGCCACGGAGCGGAAAAAGCUGCUGUACUAUAAGACACAAGUAGUGCGUGACGUCAACCCCAAAGUCUACUGUCCUUUCGCUGGCUACUUCGUGGAGGCGUACCCUGGCGACAGGUACAUCCGUGACACCAACACGAAGAACAGCGGGGAGCAGCUCAACUCUCUCAUCAACAGGUAUUCCGACCACAUCAUCACCUGGACACCACAACCUGGCGCCAUUCUGGACCUGGCACUUAUUCUGGAUGACACAGUGGAUCGCAGACUUGCAAUAGUGGAUCCUCCUCUGGGAACUAAGAUCUUCAAAGACAGCUGGGAUUUCGACUUCUACAUUGACAAGAUCAAUGAGAGCAUAGGAAGCGAGAUUUUCGCCUACCCAGACUGGAUCCGGUUCUACUACGAGUGGGCGGGGUUCAGAGACUACAACCUGGUCCUGCGGAUGAUAGAAACAGAUGAAGACUUCCAUCCUAUCGAGGGAGGGUACGACUUUCUGGUGGAUUUUCAAGAUCUGAGCUUCCCUGAACAGCGACCAAACCGGGAGCAUGCGUACUUGGAGAUUAAGAAUCGGAUCGGAGUCCACCGCCAGACAGUUCUGAAGGGGCUGUUUUGGGACGACUUGUACAUCGGCUUUCAGAACAGGAUAUCACGUGACCCAGACAAUUUCCACUUCAAGUUCUGGAACCACAUGCAGAUCCUCCUGCCACAGCGGCCUCCUGAUUGGUCAGGCUUCCUGCGAAAACAGCGCGGGAAACCUACGCGGGCGGUCUGGAAACCGGCGGACAAGAGCAACUCCGUUGCUUUACUGGAUAUGCUGUUCAAGGCUAAGGCCCUUCUCGUUCCCGGGAUCAUAGCAUCGCUGGCGACAGUUGUCUACAUGUACUUCGCCCUGACAAUCAACCGUUGA